Messenger RNA from Abrus precatorius (Indian licorice), 2789 nucleotides. RefSeq lists its product as uncharacterized. Lineage: Eukaryota; Viridiplantae; Streptophyta; Magnoliopsida; Fabales; Fabaceae. The transcript has 3 exons. The record is from RefSeq and is a predicted model, not a curated record. The coding region runs from base 236 to 2332 and encodes 698 amino acids.
ACUCAGCACUAGACAACACAAAAUACAAGUCUCUCAGAACAAUAACCUCUUCUUCUUACUCUCUCUUUCAGAGCAACCACAACGCACAGUUCACAAACUUCACCCAAAAACCACACUCAGAUUCUCUCUCUCUCACUUUCUCUGUGUUAUUUGAAGCAUUUCAUUCCCACAACCAAAACCGCUCCACCUUACUUUACUGGGUGUUCCUUGAAAUGGCCAACACUCGCCGGCGACAAUGAAGAUCUCCGGCGACACUAACCGACCACCGCCGCCAUUCCCGGCGAGCAUUACUCCCAAAGUCCUAAAACCCUCGCCGGACUCCGAUCUUCAACCUCACCGGAGGACCUCCCGCCGGAAACCCAGAACUCCGGCGACCAGGUUGUGGCGGAGUGUGGCACCCGGCGGUAAACGGAGCAGGCCCGAGACCCCCUUGUUGAAGUGGAAGAUCCACGACGAGAGAGAUAGGAACGAUGGCGAUCCACUCCAAGAACAUGGCCGGACAAAUGAGGCGCCACUGCUUGCCGCUGUGUCGGCGAGGAAACUCGCCGCUGGGUUGUGGCGGCUGCAGCUGCCGGAAGUGGCGGUGGCUGAUGGUGGACGGCGAAGGGGUUUGAGAAGGAUCGGUGAAGAUCUUUUGGGAGUUCAGCAUGGAAUUGACCAUGUAGACCACCAAUUUCUCAGUCAUCAAAGUGGCAUGAUGCACGGUUCUGGUUCUUCAAUGAAGAAUCCAUCUCAAAGUCCUCGUUCCAUUUCUGGGACUAAGGAUGGGCACUUUUGUGAGCUCAACCCUUCUUUCCAGUUUUCCAGUACAGCAAUGGAAGGGGUGACAAAGUGGGAUCCUGUUUGUUUAAAAACAUCAAAAGAGGUGCAGCAUGUCUACAGCCGGAUGAAACUUCUUGACCAAAAGGUUAGCACUGUUUCUGCUCUUGAAGCUGAACUAGAACAGGCUCGUGUGCAGAUUCAAGAGCUUGAGACUGAACGCCACUCUUCCAAAAAGAAACUUGAACAUUUUUUAAAGAAAGUUAGUGAGGAAAGGGCUUCAUGGCGAAGUAAAGAGCAUGAGAAAAUCCGUGCUUAUGUUGAUGACAUCAAAUCAGAGUUGAGUCGAGAAAGGAAAAGUCGCCAAAGGAUUGAAAUUGUCAAUUCCAGGAUGGUUAAUGAGUUGGCAGAUGCUAAGUUGUUAGUAAAACGUUACAUGCAGGAUUAUGAGAAAGAAAGGAAGGCCAGAGAAUUGAUUGAGGAAGUUUGUGAUGAGCUUGCUAAGGAAAUUGGAGAAGACAAGGCUGAAAUUGAAGCACUGAAGAGGGAAUCUAUGAAAAUUAGGGAUGAGGUAGAAGAGGAGAGGAAGAUGUUACAGAUGGCUGAAGUAUGGCGUGAAGAACGUGUUCAUAUGAAAUUGAUUGAUGCAAAAGUUACAGUUGAUGAGAAGUAUUCACAGAUGAAUAAACUUGUAGCAGAUUUGGAAACCUUCCUCAAAUCAACAAAUGUGAACCCAAAUGCGAAGGAGAUGAAAGAAGCACGGUCACUUCAACAGGCUGCAGCUUCUGUAGAUAUUCAAGACAUCAAGGGAUUUUCCUACGAGCCACCUAAUCCAGAUGAUAUUUUUGCCAUUUUUGAAGAUGUAAAUUUUGGUGAACCCAACGAGAGGGGGGAGAUUGAACCAUGUGUUACAUACUCUCCAGUGAGCCAUGCCUCAAAGAUCCACACAGUGAGUCCUGAAGCCCACUUGAUAAGUAAGGAUAGCUUUCAGAGACGUGCUGAUGUAUUUAUGGACAAUGGUGAUAUAGAAGAAGAUGAAAGUGGAUGGGAAACUGUGAGCCAUGUUGAGGAUCAAGGAUCAAGUUGUUCACCAGAAGGGAGUGCAGUGACUAAGAAUCAUCGAGAGAGUAAUGUCUCAGGGCGGAGUGAGCUUGAAUGGGAAGAAAUUGCAGGUGGAGAGACCCCAAUAACUGAAAUUAGUGAAGUCUGCUCAGUACCAACCAAGCAAUCAAAGAAGGUAUCCUCCAUUGCAAGGCUUUGGCGAUCUGGUCCGAACAAUGGUGAUAAUUACAAGAUAAUCUCUGUGGAGGGAAUGAAUGGGAGGCUUUCAAAUGGAAGGGUAUCCAAUGGGGACAUCAUGUCUCCAGACUGGGGACUUGGCAAAGGUGGAUUAAGCCCACAAGACCUUCUAUGCCAGUUGAGUUCUCCUGAGUCCGGAAAUCUACAAAAUCGAGGCAUGAAGGGAUGCAUUCCUCGUAGCACACAGAAAAAUAGUUUGAAAGCCAGACUUUUGGAGGCUAGGAUGGAAAGCCAGAAGGUUCAGUUGCGCCAUGUUCUUAAACAGAAGAUUUAGGAGUGAACAUAGGCAGUGAUUUCUCACCUGUAUGACUGAAGUAUGACCCAAAAGCAGCAGUUUGUUAUGAAUUGUGGGAAGCACUAAUCUGCUGCUUCUAGAAAUAGAAAAAAUACUGCUCAGAAAUUAUGAGGGGCCAUCAAUAAAUGCACUUGUUCAGCCUCAGACUUAGGCCAUGUUUCAGUUCUUCAUCAUCACUCUCAUAUUUUAGCCUUGAGCAGAUAAUCUUUUUAUCCCCUUGUGCCAAUGCCUCAAUAAUCUUCUUGGAAAAUAGGCUGCUUUAUAAUCUAUCAUGACCAACCUUGCUUCAUUUUUGUGUAGUAUCCUAUAAAAGUUACAAGAAGCAUGUUGCUUGUAUUGUAUCAUUUUAAGUCUGAGGACAAUUAUGCAAGGAAACCAGAUCAUCAAUGAAGUAUAGAUGAUAGCAUUAUCUUUUCAGCAAUUUUGAUUUUCUUAG